Messenger RNA from Clunio marinus, 1821 nucleotides. The record is from the annotation of a GenBank genome assembly. Lineage: Eukaryota; Metazoa; Arthropoda; Insecta; Diptera; Chironomidae.
AUAUUCAAGUGUAAUUUACAAAGUUUAAGUGUCGAGCAGGACUUUUCAGAAACAAUCUUUAGAAUAUAUUUUCAAGAAAUUAUUGGCGGGAAAACAUUGCAAUGACUCACCAAUGGCAAUGCUUAGAGGAGCUAGAUCAGAACAUAUUUGAUAAAAAGGAUCCAUUCAUUGUGGCUUUUGAUUGCUUCUCAGUAUUUUCUGACUCCAAAGGGAUUUUAAUAAUAUUUAGUCACGAAGAAAUUAUCAACAUUAAGCUUUCCAUCAGUAACGAGAGUGAUUGUCCUACAGUUAAAUAUUUAGGUUUAGCGAGAUUGAAAGGAAUUAUUGGUUCACAAGUCGUUAAAGAUAAAAGAAACUCGUUCCUGGUCACCAAAGAUAAAAAGAUUUUCAUGUUCCGGUCAUUUCGAAGAAUUCAUGAAUUGCCUGGUCAUUCAAAUGUCAAAUUUUUUGAAUGUUUUAACUCAAGUUGUUAUGUUGUUUUAGAGCAGAUCGACAUCAAUUUCAAAUUGAAACUUUUCUCAACAUUUGAAAGCGAACAAGACUCGAAAUGUUCCUGUUGUGAAUUUGAUCUUAGUUUUCCAAAAGGCUCUAUAACAGUAGAUGGAUCAAGAGAUAACGAACAUUUCGUUGUAGAAAUGAUUCAAAAUCCAUUUUCUAACAAAGCUAGGAAAUUUUUUACUGAGUUUCUUGCUUGUGAUCUUCAAAAUGAAUCGAUUCAUGAAAUUCUACUUAUUGCAAUUGAUGACAAACUAAUGUGGAUCAAAUACAAGAAUAGUUUUCAAGAAGGAGCAAUCGAAGGAUAUUCAAUUGAAAAUAUAACAUCGGCAAGAAACUGCAUUCUUGAUGUGAAAUUCAAUGGCGAAUAUCUUUUCAUCCUUGACAAACUUUCAAUUCUCACAGUUUUCUAUUUUUCUGUCAUCAACCAAAUGAUAAUGAAGAAAGAAAUUUAUCUUGAAGGAGAAGUUCAGUGUUUCCGGUUUUAUAAAAAUUACUUUAUUUAUUCAAAUCUCGAGAAAAUUGUUUUUAUGGAUUUUCGAUCAUCGUUCGAGCCAACAGUUCAAUGUGUUAAUCUUAAAGGAAUCGUUUGCUUCACAGUUGUUUCUGAAUUUGAUUUCUUAAUCGCCAUUUGCCAUAAUCGUUUAUUUUAUCAAGUGCCAAUUAAAUUAAGAAUUGCGAAGCAUGAAGAAGAAAAAGAAUUUGAGAUUCUUGUAGAUUCUGAUAUCGAAUCAAUUCCCAGUGUCGUAAGAUUUUUUGACAGUGAAGAAAGAAAUUUACUUUCGAUCGAACAGGAAAUCAAAGAGAAAGAAAAUUUACGAAUAUUUUUACAAAACAUUUCUGCCGAUCAGAAUUUUAAUGCCGGGGAGGCUGUUAUUAAAUUUCAUCAGAAUUUCCCAUCUGAACUGCCAGCCAAUAAUAUUUUGUGUAAAAUAACAAAUCAACCACUCUGUAGUGGGUUUAUUCAGAUAAUAAUUCAACUCUCGAAAAUGCUUGCAGCUACAACAUUUAAAAUCACCUUCUGUCGACAUUCAGCAUCUGGCGUCAUAACACGAAUAGUGAAAAUCGAGAAUUUCGACAGAAACAUUAACAUCCUCAUACCGGCAGAAGAAGGUGAUGAUGCUGCUAAUAGAAUGGAAUUGGAUUUAAUCUUUACUCAUGAUUUCAAAGGUCAAACAAGACUUAUGAGUUACCCAAUUAUCAUUAAACAAAUCAUUCCAUUUGAGAAGUCGAAAAUCAAACUUCGUAACGUACUCGAUGAAUGCAUUGAAGUCGCCAACAAAAUAAAAAUGUGAUAAAUUAUUGAAGUGAAAUAAAUAAUGCAAG